AUGACUGAAAUAUCUUCUAUCGUUUGUAAUGUACCAAUUAUUUAUGGUAGAGAUUUAUUGAAAGUAUUUGAUUUUGUUGUUAUUCUUGAUUGUCGCGGUGAUGAUGAUACACAUAAUUCUUUUAUAAAAGGAUCUCAUCUUAUAAGAUUACCAACAGUCUUGUAUAGACGUUUAAAAAAUGGUACAAUUUCACCUCAAUCUAUAUGUUCACAAUUAAAAGGUUCUGAAAACACAAGAGUUGUUGUUGUACCAGAUUCAUUACAAAAUGAAAGUUUAGCUGUAAGAAUUAUUUCAUGUUUAAUGAAUAAUAAUUAUGAGGUUUGUUACUUAGGAGAUUCUGUUGAAGCUGUCCUUCUUGACUUUCCACAAUUGUCAUCUGUAAAUAUUGAAAAUAACACCCAAUCAACAGAUGGCAAUAAAUGUAUCGCAAAAAUUGUUGGUAAUUUAAAUUUAAAUAGUCUUAUGCUUAGAGAAGAUGUAACUGGUGACGAUAGACGACUUAUGGAAUUACAUUGCAAUUAUAAAUAUUAUCCAUCAGCUUGUUUUCCUGUUCAAGUUUUACAAAAUCUUUAUCUUGGUAAUGCUGAAACAGCUGGUGAUAGAACAACACUUGAUCGACAUAAUAUUCGUUAUAUUAUAAAUGUCACAAAAGAUUUAAAAAAUGCAUUUGAAGAUGAACCAGAUUUUCAUUAUUAUACUAUACCUGUUGAUGAUUCUCAUUCACAAAAUUUAAAAAAAGAAUUUCAACAAGCAUUUGACUUUAUAAAUGAGGCACAAAAAGAAGGAUAUAGUAUUCUUGUUCACUGCUUAGCUGGAAUUAGUCGCUCAGUUACUAUUUGUUUAGCCUAUAUUAUGUAUUCUCGUAAAAUGAAUCUUAAUGACGCAUUUGAUUUACUUUUUAAACAAAAUGGUUCAAUAGCUCCAAAUUUUCAUUUUAUGGGACAGUUAACUGAAUUUGAAAAAGAAUUAUUUGGAGAAAAUUCAAAUCCAUCUAAACAAGUUUUAACAAUUUCUAGUGGUGAAUCUACCGUAUCACAAACACCAUCUUCAUCUUGCAGUACAAAUUCAACCAACUCUGCUGUAUCAAAUACUUCCGGAAAUUCAAUUAAUGAAUAA
Messenger RNA from Strongyloides ratti, 1116 nucleotides. RefSeq names its product Puckered. The transcript has 3 exons. NCBI's taxonomy places the organism in Eukaryota, Metazoa, Nematoda, Chromadorea, Rhabditida, Strongyloididae. Gene Ontology annotation, molecular function: MAP kinase tyrosine/serine/threonine phosphatase activity; protein tyrosine/threonine phosphatase activity. Bases 1 to 1116 code for a protein of 371 amino acids. Gene Ontology annotation, biological process: negative regulation of MAPK cascade; protein dephosphorylation. The record is from RefSeq and is a predicted model, not a curated record. Gene Ontology annotation, cellular component: cytosol; cytoplasm.